Messenger RNA from Penicillium expansum, 2469 nucleotides. RefSeq names its product Major facilitator superfamily domain, general substrate transporter. Gene Ontology annotation, biological process: secondary metabolite biosynthetic process. Gene Ontology annotation, molecular function: FAD binding. The record is from RefSeq and is a predicted model, not a curated record. NCBI's taxonomy places the organism in Eukaryota, Fungi, Ascomycota, Eurotiomycetes, Eurotiales, Aspergillaceae. The transcript is spliced from 19 exons. The coding region runs from base 1 to 2469 and encodes 822 amino acids.
AUGGCGAAUUCCACCACCUCAAAGCUUCGAGUAGCAAUUAUCGGCGCUGGUCCUGCUGGACUCGGAGCUGCCAUUGAAUUUGCAAAACUUCCUUUUGUAGAUCUCAGGAUCUAUGAGCAAGCUCGUGAGCUACGUGAAGUCGGCACUGGCAUUAGUCUGCAGAGAAAUACAUGGCGACUAUUAGAUGUGUUUGGCGUGCUGGAAAACAUCAAUCCAAGUGACUUUUUUCGAUCGGCAGAUGGACACUCCGUGCAGCAUAGAAAUGGGCGGACUGGGGAUCUCCUUCUUUCCAAUGGACAGAAAGACACGCCUCCGCGACACAAGCACGCACGAGCUCUACGAACCGUACUCCAACGAGGCUUACUAGAUGGGGUAGAUGCCUCCCUCUUGAGGCUUUCCAGUCGACUUAUAGAGAUAAUUGAACUCCCCAAUGGAGCGCUGUCACUCCGAUUUGAAGAUGGCCGCACUGACGAGGUCGAUCUGCUUGUGGGCGCAGAUGGUGUUCGGUCGGUCGUCCGGAGCUUUGCGUUUCCCGAUCAUCAUAUCGGCUACACAGGCCGUGCAGCUUACCGAGCCCUGGUGGAUGCUGACAAGAUCCUUCGUAUUCCCAACUUUCCAGAUGCAGUAACAUUUUGGCAUGGCCCCAAGGAUUGGGUAUAUACUUGCAAUCUUAACAAUAAUAUUUACGAGGUAACAACGAUGGCAGAAGUCUCUGGAGAAAUUGCGAAAGUGAGCUGGGGUGAGGAUGCAACUCUGGAAGAGUUCCGAAAGCCAUACAGGGAAUUUGCACCUAUUGUACAGGCAGUUCUAGACGAAGUGAAGGAAGUUAAGAGAUUUGCCUUAUUUGCUGGACCGCGACUCUCCACUGUGAUCUCCCGUGGAUCCAUUGCAUUGAUCGGAGAUGCUUCGCAUCCGUUAUCUGGUGCUUUUGGUGCUGGAGCUGGCUUCGCCCUGGAAGAUGUUUUUGUCCUUACGCAGAGCGUGAAAUGGGCAUAUGAGAGGGAUCUUCCCGUGGGACAGGGGCUGCAGCUUUUUGAUAACGUUCGAUCGCCGCACUAUGAACAGCUGUAUGGCAUCCUGGACGAGUUUGCCAAAUCUGACGCCACAAUCGGAGUUCCCAUCACAUUUGACGAUGCUGUGGCAAGGACCGUAUCUGAUAAAUGGAGCGAAGACCACCACUGGCUGUAUCAUUACGAUGAGGUAUGGAAGGAAGCUUACAAGGCAGAGGACGCCCGCAUCCAGCAGGAGGAUUCAAAGAAAUCUGAAUCUUUGGUCUACCAAGCUCAAAACAUGUCUUCCCACUUGCAGAGAAUUAGAUUACAUCCAUGGUAUAGUGUCGCUAUCGUGGCCUGGACGGCCUUUUGUCACCCGGGAAUGUUUGGAGCAUUGAAUGGCCUAGGGGCUGCCGGAGAAGAAACAGCAUCCUUAUCAAAUGUUGUGAAUGCGGUGACAUUCGGUGCUCUCACUGUUGGUGGGUUCUUUACCGGUAUUAUCUGCAACAAGAUCGGUACCAGAUGGACGCUUGCUCUUGGGACAUUGGGUUAUGCUCCUUAUGCAGAUCCUUCUGUCCAGGAGCGUGGCCGAGCAGUGGCUACCAAAUUCACUCUUCAGAAUUUUGCUUCGUCUUUGGGGGGUAUGAUAUCUCUCGGCCUCAAUAUCCGCCAAUCUCAAGCCGGCCGAGUUUCAGAUUCAACAUUCUUCGUUUUCAUAUCGAUCAUGGCACUUGGACUGCCCGCAGCAGUGACCAUCCCUCGCCCAAAUCAAGUCAUCCGCGGAGAUGGCUCCCGCGUGAGCGCUCAUCGGUUUCAAUCGUGGAAAGAAGAGCUUGCAGGACUUCGUCGAACAUUGGGGCUGAAGAGCUUCCAUAUCCUCUUUCCAUUUUUGAUCUAUUGGCAAUGGGAUCUAUCCUACAUGUGGAGUUGGAAUGCACAGUACCACAGCGUCCGCACCCGUGCUCUUCUUAGCACGCUUUUCUACCUCGUCGGACCAACCUUCAUUGGGCCUAUUCAAGGCUAUCUUCUUGAUAACGCCAAAUGGAGCCGUAAAACGCGUGCUCGGGUGGCUGUUGUCAGCUUUACGAUUCUAACACUUUUGACAUGGAUCUACGGUCUUGUCGUCCAAUACCAGUACGAUAAACAGACUACAAUCAUAGACAUCAAGGACCCGGUGUUUAUCAAAUCAUGCCUGCUCUUUAUCUUAUACGGACUAAUUGAGAACUCUGCAAUGGUCACUGGUUAUUGGAUUAUUGGAUCCCUUGGCCUUGACCCCGGUAGUGUUGCUACCUUCGUUGGACUUGCCGUUCCUGGACUACUAUACACGGGCUUUAAGCUUGUUACUGAGGAUGCGGUUAUUGAUGCAGCGACCACGCAAGUGGACUGGAUUGAUACCGCAGAAACGAAUGAGGCUAUCUCUUCUCGUGAGAAAGGCAAUGUACACUCGGUUACGGAGGCUUCUCUUAGUACCGAGUGA